Messenger RNA from Poecilia reticulata (guppy), 7425 nucleotides. Lineage: Eukaryota; Metazoa; Chordata; Actinopteri; Cyprinodontiformes; Poeciliidae. The record is from RefSeq and is a predicted model, not a curated record.
AUGGCUUGGGUGUAUGUGGUAUACUGGACUGUGAAGAAGUCAUGGUGUCGUGCUGUGGUGCGGUCCGUCAUCACUGACCCAACAUGCUGUCGAGCCUUCUGCUUCCUGGUUGACCACGGAGAAAUGAUUGUGGUCUCCUUAGACAAAAUACGAGUGUCAUUACAGAAGUUCCUCCAGCUUCCUUUUUGGGUGAGGAGGUUCCAUCUGGCACGAAUCCAACCAAUAACYCUUCGAGUAUCUAUACUUGCAGAAAAAGUAGAACUUGAACCUUCUAAACAGUGGGACUUUUCGGCUACACUUUACCUGCACAACUUGCUUCGAGCAUCCACCCAAACAGAAGCUGUGUUGCAUGAGUUGGAGUCGGACUCUACCUCCAUUGAGCUCUAUCUUACCAUCAGCAACAUCAAGAUCUGCGUGAAUGAUGACCUGGUGGCCAAUAGGUUUGCAUGUUACAGCAGCAGUGGCCUGGACGCCUCUGACAGGUUUCCUCUCAUGUUGUCCCCCAGCAUCCUAACUCGGACUGCUUCCAAAUGCUCUGACAAGCAGAUGGAGCAAAACCUGCAUUCUCCCAGUGAGCAUGGAGGGUCAUCAGAGAGUCCUGGCACUUCAGAGGCAGGGGACUGGCUGACAACUCCCUCUUUAUCUCAGAGUCAAAUCCCUGAGCUGGUAACUUCUGAGGAAGGCAGCAGAUCAGAGGAUACUAAAGAACUAAUGUUUUUUAACAACCAAACCAAGCAUGGCCCAAAAGCUUCAGGGGCAGAGAGUGAUUCCUCAGAGGAAACUGACUUCUCUCUUGCUUCAGCGCUAACCAAAAGCCUUGAUCUGUUCCGGUUCUUGAAGUUUCUAAAUCCUGGCAGAAGCGAUCAACUGGGAGACUUGGACAAAGAGCAAAGCCAGGAAGGAGACGUCAGACCAGAGGCCAAAUGUAGGGGUGAUGACACAGGAUCUUCUCAGGUGGAGCAGAAUGAUGACCUGAACAACUAUCAUCCUGAGAUGACUGAACUGUCUGCAACUGGCACUGAACAAGAGCAGGAUGCUGCCAGCCUGUUCUCAGAAACCAACCUGCAAAGUAAAACUGGAGAUGUUUCUCAAAGUAUUCUAGUUGAAAGUCCUGGGCAUGCGGAAGCAAGUGAUUUAAGUACGUCAGUGGAGUGUGGAAUGAGGAGGAGUGAAGAGGACAGAGUCUGCUCACGUCUUUUAGAGUGGCUGAACCCMGAGCCUUUCAACGCCAAUCCUGAUGCUGGAGAUGAUGUGGUUUCACUCAGUGAUCCUUGGAUGAAGGGGAUUCUAGUACAUUCAGCCCUUUCCAUGGAACCAUGCAACACAUUAGAAGAUGCUCCCAUCACAGAUUCUCUCCGUCAGGUGUUGCUUCGGAAAAACUAUCAUACUCUUUCUCCAGCUGACCGCUACAGUUGGCCAGCUGUGGCUCGUGGCUGCAACACUUUCGUUAUCUCCCAGAAUGCUGACCAGCCACUUGGCUACCUUAUCCCCCUGCUCACCCACAUUCUUUUGAACUCCCUCCUCUUAUCCCACCUCUCCAGUUCAGGGCCCAUAGCAGUGCUGCUGUGUCCAGGCUGGGAGAAGGCUCAGAUGAUAUACAACCUGCUGGAGGAAAGCAAGGUUUCUCAAACCCUUCACCCAAUUAUUGUCUUGGUGGGCAUUGGCAAGGAUGAAGCCAAAGCUGUAAAAUUCCCCAAAAACUUAUUAGAUGAGGCUGACCAGCUCUUCACUUUUGCACCUGAUGAGAUGGGAACCAUCCUACAACAUUUUCAGAAGGUGACUUCCAGUGAAGAGAAAGCAUCCUGUCCUCGGCAACUGGUUGCUGUGACCAAAAGAUGGACCAGUCCCAUGGAGGAUUUAAUCUCUAAGCAUAUGCCCGAUCCCUCCAUCGUUAUAACUGUCCCUGAGGAGGCUGCACUGUAUGGUAACAUACAGCAGGUUAUCCUGAUGACUAUUGAGAGCAACAAGAUAUCUGCACUUCUGGGAGUGUUGGAUUUCAGUCCUGAAGUUGGCCAAAAGACACUGAUUGUAGCAAACUUUGCUGAGGAGGUUGAAGAUGUGUUUAAGGCUGUCAGCAACAAAUCAGCAUUCUGUCUCAAGAUCCACAAGGGAUUACUGGACCAUCUUGACUUUGUCAUCCAGCAGUGGAGGAAAAACAUUGGCCCUGGCACUCAUGUUAUACUGGUGAGCACCAGUGAGUGCUUGAGGAGCCUUGGCAUCAGAGAUGCAGCUUGUGUUGUCCACUAUGGAUUUCCGCCUUCUCCUAAAGUGUUUGGCUACAGACUCUUUUGCAUGGCUGAAAACUUUCAAAAUCGACCUAAACAAGAUCAAACAGACGGUUGUUCUCCAAUUAGCAGAUCAGUGCUGCUGAUCUCAGAAAGAAAUGCUCGCCAUGUUGUGGGAGUUCUCCGUUAUCUGGAACGAACUGACGCACCACUUCCUCCUGUGCUGUUCUCCUUUGCUGAGGGGGUACACGUGGCCCGCGAAGACCAGAAGACAGAUCGACCUUUUUGCAGCUAUCUGAAGAGCUUUGGAUUCUGCAGGGACAGGAGUGUUUGCCCUGAUCGUCACAGAAUCAACCCUCAGUCAGACAAGUCUGUUCUUCCUGCAUCUGGAGUCAUUGAAGUCUUACCGCUCUACAUUAAGACAGCAUCUGUCUUCUAUGGUCGUUUGGUCAGACAGAAUGACAAGGAGUUUGAUAAAAUGGCCUCUGAGAUGAUGUCUUAUUAUGCUGACAAGAAACCUGGAGCCAAGGAGCUGCUGGAAGGAGCUUUAUAUGCAGUUGAAGAGGACGAGAUCUUCCACAGCUAUCCAAGACGAGCAGACCGAUCAUCAGUACCAGACAGUGUGUAUUGGAAAAAAGUGUCAGACUCGACUUUGUGCAACUUUUUGGUCCACAGUGAUAGAAGAUCUUUGCUGCUGCUGAAGAGAGUGAAGAUCCUGGCGCUACCUGACCAUAAUGAAAGCAUCUUUUACAAUGUCUUGGUUCGGUUCAUUGAUAUUGGAAAGGAGAGUGAUGUCAAAUCCCAUCAGAUCCUUGAGCUGCCGCCGCAGUUUCAUUUUCUGCCUAACCAAGCCAUUGAGAUGGUGGUCUGCAGGGUGAAGCCAGCUGAUGCUGAGAUUGAGUGGCAUCCAAAGGUCACCAGAGCUAUCAGCCAGAAGAUCCGAGGUCUGCAGCAUCGAGCCAGAGCUGUUCUGUGCCUGGGGAAUACAGUUUUUGUCGAUCCUAUGGUACGAGUUACUCAGAUGCCAGGCACAAAAACAUGUAUAAAUGAGUACAAUGUGCAGACUGAGAUACUAAAGACGGGGAUGGGAGUCAAUAAUCCCAAGCAUCUGGACUUCUUCAGAGCAGCUUUUCAAGAUGGCAGCAAAGAUGGAGGUCACACAUCCAGGACCAGCCAGAGCCUGUUUGUGGGUCCAGGGCUGACCUCUGGAAUUCAGGUCCUUGCUCCUCCCACCAACGGACACCAGACAGGCGAGCCUGAUGGUGAUGAGCAGGUUGUGUCCAGUGAUGAAACAGUCUGCAAUGACCUGCCAAAGAGUUUAUACCCUCAGGUUGUUUGGUACCAAACCUGUGACUCUGUAAUUGUAACAGUGAAGUUGAUGAAUCCAGAGAGUCAACGCUGCAAUUUCUACACAGACAGAGUUGUCUACAGUGGGAGAGUGAACGGUCGUUCCUACAUGGCUGAUCUGGAGCUUCACCAGAAAAUAGAYGCAGACAUUUGCCACUGGGAAAUGAAGUCCAAUCAGCCUGUUCUUAAACUGGUAAAACAGCAGCAAGGACACUGGGAGAGACUCAUCAGGAGUAAGAAUAUUUUUGUGAGUUAUGACAUGGACCAUGUUGACGACGAGGAAGACACAUCAAGUUGUCGGUUGUUUGUGGAGAACAUAGGAGAGGAUAGCUGCUAUCUGAAGUCAGAGAGCGGCAGCGAUAGUGACUGAACCCAAAAUUUUCUUGUUUACAUCUUCACCUCUUCCCUUAAGAUAUAUUUCACAUUCCUUUUGCAGUUGUUUUAUUGUUCUCGUAUGUAGAGUUUAGUUGGUUGCCCUUCAGAGGCCAACAUUCGGAGUCUGAAAUCUAUUGUUUGGAAAUUGUCAUCUUUUUUUCUCUAUUGUUUCAGUCGCAGACGAGCAAAUACAUUCAUUUUCAUUCAUGUACUUUGAAUUUAGAUCUGGGUACAUAGGUCAACACACAUGACUGUUUCCUUAUUAUAAAAACAAUUCAUAAUCACAUUUAAUGGCAGCUUGUGAUACCGUGGGCAAUUGAGAAACCAGUUUUAUUUGUCCCCCAAUCUUUUGUUCAAAUAAUUGCUUGGAAAUGUGAUAAAUAGUUUUAUUACCUUUGAGCUGUUUCAAGUUGGGAUCCAGUCAGGCUCUGUGCAUUUUGGUGUGUAUUGUGUAUGGAGACAGAUGGCUUGAUAAAGUAAUAAAUGUGUCAAAAAAUAAGAACUUUGCCAAUUUCUUUGAUUAUGAAAUGUAGCAUUAAUUAAUUUAUAAUUUCCAGCAAUAUUAAUUUAACAUCACUAUCAUUUAUCCCACCUGCAGUCUUAAAAGGGGUGGAGUAGACCCCCUGUUCGUGGUCCCGCUGGUGUUACGCUGAUCACUGAGGUUUUCUUCCUCCGUGGUUUUGGAAACUGAAAGGACUCCCCCAUCACUUUCCCGCUGUCCGACUGUGACGUCUGCUGCGUUCUGAGUGUGAAGCUGGGACAGUGGGAGGCUUAUCAAAAACUUAAGAAAAUAAUUAAAUGAAACGAAAACUAAUAAAAUAAGAUUAUAACUAAAAUGGAGAAUUAAAUUUAAGCAAUUUCUCCUUAGAGAUCACUUGUCCGUUCUAUUCAAAAUUAUCAACAAAUAUGGACAUUACAUAAUUAAAUUGUAAAAAUAAUUUAUUUUGGAUGCUAUAUGACACACAAAUUACUUUAUUGAGCCACUUAUUAAUUUCUAUGUUUAUUCACAAUUUUGCUAAGAUCCUUUUCUAAACGUAUUAGGGGCAGCAUGAAAUUGGGAAUUAAAAUUUGCCACGAUUAGUACAGUUCUGAGCAAAAUAUGUAGCAUUAUUGUUCAGUCACUUCUGUUGAUGUAAUUAACACCUAUUUACAACAAAUGCCAUUCAAGGUACUUUACAAAACAAAUGGCUUCUAAUCAUAUCCAGCUGCAUAGAGAAUCUAAUUUGGUUAAAAUUCACUUCAAAAUAAUCCGUCCGGUUAAGAACCAUGUUCAUAGUCAGUGUAAUUGAACAAAUUAAAUUAGUAAUACAGUGCCCGUUGGUAAUUGUCUACUGUAAGGAAGCCCAACCCAGUACAUCAAGUAACUGAAUUUGCAGCAAUCCUUCCGUUUUAUUUUCAAGAAAACAGAAAUGGACAAGAAAAUAGUUUACUGAUAUCUUCAGAGUAUUUGCUGGGUGUUUGUGUCAUUGCCUCGAGUUUGUAAGUAUGAAGUGUAACCUACACAAGUUAUGAUUUGUGCUGUAACUUUUUCAUGACAAGGCAUGUAUUCAAGUACACGUUAUUGGUUACCUUCUUAACUUCUGUUCACAACCAUGGGAGAGCUUUUAGAGGGACAACAGUUUGUUUUGUUUGCAGUCUGUUUUGUUUUACCAAGUAAAACUGAGGCAUUAUAAAGCUUUAUUUGAAUCUACACUUAAGACAAGCAUACCGCCUCAGCUGCCUCGUGGCAACUGGUAUGUUACUGUUACCUUGUUUUUGCAGUGCUGCAUUGUAGCUACAUUAAAAUUAUUUACAUGGUUCUUCAAAUUUAUAUUUAAAAUAAUCUUUUCAGUUUGACCAACAUGCUUGUUAUGUCUGGGAGUAAUAGUAACAGUUUGAAGUGGCCCAUCCACAGGCCUGGAGCUUAGAGAGUUUAGUAUUGGGGGAAUGUAAAAAGGACUUCCAAACCACAAGGACUUGAAGGAGAGUGUCCAAAGUAAUGAAGACAGCAAACAGUGAUGUUAACAGGAGUUACAGGACAGAUUUGUUUGGUGCAAUUCCUUUUCCAUUGAUGUUAGUGAAUAAUUCUUGUACAUUUUUGUUUUUGGAUAAAAAUAAAAAGUAUAAUAUCUUGUAUGGUCCUAGUUUGUGGAAGAUACCUGACAUUUUCCAAUCAGAAAAAAAAUUGUUGGUUAAAGCUGCAGUAGGUAACUAAAAAAAUGUUGGGUUUUUUCUCUCUUUCUUUUAAAUUGUCACUGUGUCUUGACAGAAUGGUACGAGACAGAUAAUCUGUGAACAGAAUCAAUCUUCUCCACCUCUUCCCAGUGCUACUAUUGCAAUCUGCAGAAAUGUGCCGCUCCUGGUCAAAAACAGCCAAUCAGAGUCAGGAGGAAGGUCAUAGCACUAUACAUUACACUUGUGUGUGCACUGCUCAAUGUGCUAAUGGUGGAGAAACAACUUACUGUUCCAGGAAAACCGUUUACCUGCUGUCACUGGUGACAGUGCUAACUACCUGAGCAUUUGUGUCAAGCUGUGUUAUCAGGAAGAAGCUGUAACGUAGCAGAGAGCAAGGGGGGUAAGCAGUGUGUACACAAGCGUGAUUGACACGUGUUUUUGACAGCAUUGUAUUUCUGCUCAGAGUGCACUGAUUACAGUUUUGUGGCCAAUUGCUGAUUACCGUUCUUUAAAAAACCUGAGCUGCUGAUUCCGAUUUUGGCAGAUAAUUUUUUUUUUUKUUUUUUUGCCUGAAAUGUUGCCAAAUAUAAGAAAGUCGCUGAGUUGGAAACAGUGGGAUGACUAUUGAUUACUGCAAAUGUGCAGACGUGACCACGGCAGAGCAACAGAGGACGGUGGGAUUUUUAAACCUUAGCCGAGGUCUUUAAGAUUGGUGGAUAAGUUUGGCUUCACAUGUGGCUUCACAUGCUGAUACCUUCACAUGUAGGUAUCAGCUAAUCACCGGUCUCCCAAAAUUGGGAAGAGGAAAUUGGGGCCAAUUUAUCAGUGCAUCUCUAACUUCUGCAGCUAGCACUGGGAAAAGGUAGAGGAGCUUAUAGAUGUACAGUUUUAGCAAAUGUAUAAAACUAUAUUUCCUAUAACUGCUACAUACAGCAGUCUUGAGGGAAAAUUGUAAAUGUAUAUCUGCCAGGGAUAUGAAUAAUUGUAGACAUAAGUGCCUGUGUACCAGGAGUUUAGGUUAAAGUGUAACUUUUGUUUAAAAAAUGUUUUUUGCAUAUUUGUUAAAACUGUCACUAUGUCCUGUAAGUAGAAUAUGUACAGCUUUAUGGAUCAAUCCUUAAAAUUAAGUCGUAUUGACUUAUUUUGUUAAUAUUCUGUAUCUGUUUAAGACUCUGAGGAGAAAUGUAUCAGUUAAGACUUAAUGUGCUUUUCCUUUUUGAACAUUUGUUUGAAUGCUGCAGUUUUACAUUGUUAGAUGCUGUUUGAAUUAUUAGUAAAUGUACUUUCUAUAUAUCAUAAAACAAUAAAUUGAUCUGCGCCUGCA